Messenger RNA from Beauveria bassiana ARSEF 2860, 1149 nucleotides. RefSeq lists its product as uncharacterized. The record is from RefSeq and is a predicted model, not a curated record. Bases 1 to 1149 code for a protein of 382 amino acids. The transcript has 3 exons. NCBI's taxonomy places the organism in Eukaryota, Fungi, Ascomycota, Sordariomycetes, Hypocreales, Cordycipitaceae.
AUGAUUCCCUUUUCCCACGCCACCAGCCUGUACGCGGCAGCGACGGCCCUCGACCUGGGCACGUUCUUCCUCCUUGCACUCGUAACCGUCUUGCAAUUCUGCUUCGUCCGCCGCCACCGCGACGCUGCCCGGACCUGGGUCAAAUGGGCGCGCUACUCGCUCGCCCUCUUCACCUUCACCCUGUUUGUACUCUGCGCCCAACUAAUCAUCGCGACCGUGUACAGCCGCUUCGCCGACCGUGGCAUUGAAUUCUUCGCGUCGGAAAAAAAGGGCCUCUGGCAGACCCGCGGCUUCCUCGACAGUAUCUGGCAGCUAUGUGAGGCCGUCCUCCGCGUGUUUCUGCUUGUCACGUUUGCCAUGCUCGGCGCGGGCCUCGCCAUGGCGCGCUCGUCGUCGUCGGCGCCGGGCACCGUCGGCGGAGCUGCGCCGGCCGGGUGGACCAGGACGCCGGGGCUGGCAUGGGGCGCCGGCGGCCUGACGCUGGUGCUCGCGAUCGGGUUAUUUGGCCUGCGCUGCUACUUUUGGGCCCACGUCUACGAUGAGAAUAAAGCACAUUCGGUGACGGCCCGGAGGUCGAAAUCCCGGGACGGCGUGGUGAACCUGGCGACGAUUGAGCGGGCGACGAUUGACAUGGACUUUGCGCUGCACUGCGUCUGGCUGGUCCUAUCGCUGCUGGUCUUGGGCCUGGCGGUCCGGACGCGGUCGCUGAGCCGGGCUGCGCCUCAUACAAUAACGCCCCUCUACAACAUCAUCAUCUCCAUCAUGUUUCGCCUCGGCUCGUCCUCAGUGUCCGGCGUCGAGGCCACGAUUGUCACCGACAUCGUCUUCCGUACAUGGCCGUACGCGCUGAUCCUCGUCGUCCUGUUCGUCCUCGGACGCAGAAAGAUUGGCGGCGUAUGGUCGACCCAGCAGCCGUUCCAGACAAAGGACGCCGCCGCGGGCGAGACGGUGUACCAGACCCCGUGGGGAUACCAGGUUACACACCAGAGGGCACCGCCGCAAGCUCCGGUGUACGAUUCGCAGGCGCAGCUCAAUGAUUAUUACGCACAGCCGCCUCAGCAAGGCGCGCAGGAAGGACAGCACCACCAGCACCAGCAGUACCAUCAGCAUCAGCAGCAGCAGCCGCAGCAGCAGCCGCACUAUGGCUAA